This is a messenger RNA of Ornithodoros turicata, 3463 nucleotides long. RefSeq names its product PP2C-like domain-containing protein CG9801. The transcript has 8 exons. The record is from RefSeq and is a predicted model, not a curated record. Bases 182 to 1753 code for a protein of 523 amino acids. Lineage: Eukaryota; Metazoa; Arthropoda; Arachnida; Ixodida; Argasidae.
GCAGGCCUCACUCUACAACACGGUGCUCUACAAUGACAAUAACAACGACGGAGAUCGAUUGCGGCAGUGUCUGAUGAUGUAACAGUGUGGGUCUUUUCCUCGUGAAGGCUUCUGAAGCCGUUCCCUCAUCGGCUGAUGACACCUAGCAGCUACACAUAACGGCAAAUCGCCUUUGACGGGCAUGCCGACGCUUCGGGAUAAAGUCGCAGACUUCCUCCGUCAGCUGUCGUCGGGGGCAGAACGGAGUAGUGAUCCAAAGCCCGAAUGCACAUCGCCGACGGCCAGCACAUUCAUUCAGCGCUACCUGAACGGGGAAGACUUACCACAUCAGCAACCCGAGAUAGUGCAUGGAAAGUCGUGUCACGAACUGCCGUCAAAGCAGCUGGCCGUUCUCUCGCCUCGGCUAGUGGCGGCUUUCACAGGACCUACAGGCGGCCUCACCCAAGUGAACAAGUCCCAGAAGGCGUUUACCUGCACGGAGCUAGACGUCGACUUCAUCGACGAGGACGAUGGGCUGAGAGACGGAACAAACGCUCCUGAAACUCCGGCCAGACGUGGCUCGGACGCUCACAAGGAGGCGCUAGACUCGGGUCGGCAGACAGACAAGGACGAGAUUGCGGGCAUCACGAAUUGGAACUGUCCCGCAGAGUUUGCAUACGGCAUUGCGACCACACUUUACGAGAGGCAUCCUGUCACAAAGGAAAACGCUGGGGAGCCAAUAGCAGACUCAUUUGCACUGUGUGUGCGUGAGAACAGCGCCAUCUUGGCACUGGCAGACGGCGUCAACUGGGGCGAGAAGGCGUGCCUGGCAGCUCGAUGUGCGGUGCACGGCUGCGUCGAUUACCUCAACAGGGCCAUCUACGGCCAGGGAACGUCGGUGAAGUCGACCGCUGAGGUGUUUGUGUGCUUGCUGCGUUCCUUUCAAGCAGCCCACAACCUUAUCUUACAAGAGCAAGGAAUGCUCACAACACUGUGUGCUGCUGUGGCAUGCCAGUUAUAUGGUUCACAGCAGUACGUCGUGUGCACGUGCAAUGUGGGGGACAGCCUGGCUUACCUGUUCAGCAAGCGUGAUGGCGUUCGAGAGAUUACAUUAGGAUCUCACGACAUUCACUCCAUGCGCGACAUGCGCGACGCCCUGGGAGCCCUUGGUCCAGUGGACGGACAGAACCCGGAGUUGGGAAAUCUCACCAUAGCCAUGACGCUGGCCGAUCCCGGCGACGUGCUGUUUCUCACGUCGGACGGCAUCUCGGACAACUUUGAUCCGGUCGUGGGAAAGUUUGCAGUCGCAAAGAAGGAGCCGGCGACGACCACCGCGUCGGCGUCUACGGGGAUGGACGGUCUGACCCUGCCCAUUGUGGAAGCCCAUCAACGGCAUGCGCUGACACUCCUCCGCAUGCAGGACCUUCUUGAGCAGGGCCUGUACCCGGGCGACGGCGUCUGCCGCAACGCCGAAGACCUCUGCGAACGUAUGGUGGAGUUUGCCACCAGGUUGACCGUCGCCAAGCGUCGUCUGCUCGAAGACCCGGAGCUGUACAAGGGUGAAGGGGCUCCCAUCAGCCAGCGGACACGUAGGCAACGCCUCGCCCCCAAACUGGCCCUAGUGCCAGGAAAAUUGGACCACGCCUCCAUUGUGGCGUACCAGAUCGGGGGUCCCGAGGACGCGCGGAACCGCAACAUCAACCCGACCGCCACGUCCACGCCGCAGAAAACUUACCCGCCGCCUGACAAUUUCAACCUGGAGUCUACCGUGUGAGCACCUUGUACUGUGUCACGUGUGGUCGGUCCUGCAGCUACGGAACAAUGUUGCGGCAAUUGCGGUGCAAUUCCACUUCUUGGCUAUCUUCCAUUCUUAACGUGUCUGUGCCAGCGACAUUUUUUUUACGUGAAAUCUCGAGGACAGUUAGCCCAAGCAGCACAACACCUUGGCCCAAUACUGGACCGAUAUUGUCAAUGUCGGCCCAAUAUUGGGCCAAGAUGUUGUGCUGCUUAGGUAGUGUAACGUGCACCAUCGUGUACGCCGUGGCCUGCCAUGUAAGGGCUGCAUUGGUUGUGCUACCUGUAACUAAAAAAAAAAAAAAAGAAGAUUAGCUCGCAGGAUAAUUUCCGAGACUACCUUCACCAAAGACUGCACUGCGACCUUUUUAAACAUGAAUUUUCUCGCGUACGAUUCCAUUCACGAUGAUCCCGGUGUUUUCGAGCGUACAAUGGAACUCGGUCGAUCGACAAUCUUGCAUUUGUCGUAUCAAUAAUAUUCCUUUUUUUUCUGCGCAGUGUUUGGCAUUAUGAUGACUGGCAUGUUUGUGAUGCACGGCCCCUUUUUAAGCCAGAACUAUAAUGACUACACAGAGAGGCUCGUAGUAUGGGGUCUCCUAAUACAUAUUUAAGGCAGUGAAGGCUUAUAGUCUCCUAUAGGCAGGAAUUUUUGUAGAAAAUUACAUCUUGAGGUUAACAUUAACAUUCCAGCCUCAGUAUUAUAGUGCACUCCGUGAGAAUGCAGAUAAUCAAAUCGGCAAACAAAUAUAAGGAAUACACAACGGAAACGGCAGAUAAGCACGUGAUAUUGCAGGUACGUCCAUAUCAGAAGUAAUCUAUAAUGAUUUUAUGGGGACAUUAUUUGAUAGUAUUUGGUGGCCCAAGUAUGGUGGCCAAAUUGCAUACAUACAGUAUAGCAGCUUAGAAAUGGCAGGUAUGUGUGGUAUGCAUGUUAUCAAGCAGACCUUGAUAAGAUUUGUAUGCACCAGUUUGCAGUGAUACCGUUAUGUUUCCAUUCUGAUGCUUUGUGCUAGCAUUCUUUUUCACAAUUGUUUUGAAAUCAAAGUAUACGUAAGAAACGCUCAUUUACAGGAGAGCUUUUUCUGCUGUGGUAUGUUUGCAGCGUGCCUGGGCAUAUACUCCGAGAUGUUGCCAAAUGCUUGUGUACAUUUCUCUCUCUCUCUCUUUUUUUAUUAUUAUCGGAUACUGUCUGUAUGGGACAAGAUACAAGGAGAGCUGAGAUGAGUGAGCUUGAUAGUGAAAGAUAAAUGAGAGAGCUGAUACUGCAUCAUAGAGUACAUAUAUAUAUAUAUAUAUUCCAUAGAAGAGUCUUCUUAAAUGUAUUUUAAAUAUUCUUUGUACAUUUUAAGCAGUUUAUUCACAAUGUACAUAGCUAUAAUUUAUACACUUUUUAGAAUUCUACAUUGUAAAAGUUGUGGUGUGCUUUUUUUUUUUUUAUUAUGCAGCUACGGCAGUACGCAGAUUAAGUUAUCAUUAAGCAAAAGGAUUGUGUCAUCAGCAAGUCUUGUUAAGGAUUAUUUGCCAUAAAAGGAUUCACGAGUGUGACUUUGUGCAUUGGGAUACGAGUUAUGACAUCAUAAGCCAUGAGUACAAUAACUUGGGAUUAACUUAAUGUGAAAUGUAUCAUGUUUUGCUACAUUUGUCUUCUUUUCUCAUGAAAAUAAAGAUCUUCUGGAGCAAGGGGAAAACA